Linum tenue is the source of this 1607-nucleotide messenger RNA. The record is from the annotation of a GenBank genome assembly. Lineage: Eukaryota; Viridiplantae; Streptophyta; Magnoliopsida; Malpighiales; Linaceae.
AUGGUGGUAGCAGCAGUGGCAGAGCUUUGGAAGCACAAUGAAGAGAUCGUUACCCUUUUGAAGAACAACUACGACCUCCUGAUUGCAGCUUUCCUAGCCGUAGCUGCAACUUUCCUCGUGUCAAAAUCCUGGAGCAAAGGCGGCGCCCGGAGUAUCGACGUCCCAGGCCGCCUCGGUCUGCCGUUCAUCGGCGAAACCUUGGCCUUCCUGUCGGCCACCAACAGCUUCAAGGGGUGUUACGAGUUUGUCAACCUCAGACGGUCAAGGUAUGGGAAGUGGUUCAAGACGAGGCUGUUCGGGAAGAUCCACGUGUUCGUCCCGACGACAGAGGGAGCCAGGAAGAUAUUCACCAACGACUUCUCCUACUUCAACAAAGGUUACGUGAAAUCCAUGGCCGACUGCGUAGGACCAAAGAGCUUGCUCUCUGUUCCUCACGAGAGCCACAAGAGGAUCAGGCGCCUGCUCUCCGACCCUUUCUCCAUGCCUUCCCUCGCCACCUUCGUCGUCAAGUUCGACCAGCUGCUCUCCCAGAGGCUCGCGAGGCUGGCGCGAAAUGGGGACAGCUUCAAGGUCCUCGAGUUCAGUAUGCAGAUGACUUUUGAUGCGAUGUGUAGCAUGCUGAUGAGCGUUACGGAGGAAUCCUUGCUGCGAGAGAUUGAGAAGGAUUGUACUGCUGUUUCGGAAGCGAUGUUGUCUCUACCAGUCAUGAUUCCAGGAAGCAGAUACUAUAGAGGAAUCAAGGCGAGAGAAAGGGUGAUGGAGAGAUUCAGCGGGAUGAUUGAGAGGAGACGGAGUGGAGUGGAGAGUCAUGAAGAUUUCUUGCAAUCCAUGUUGGCCAAGGAUUCUUACCCGUCUACCGAAAAGCUGGAGGAUGCGGAGAUAAUGGAUAAUCUGCUGACGCUGAUAAUUGCAGGGCAGACAACAACUGCUGCUGCCAUGAUGUGGAGUGUCAAGUUCCUGAAUGACAACAGAGAUGCUCAGGACCGCCUCAGGGAAGAACAGUUGGCUAUCACCAGGAAGAAAGCAGAUGACUAUGUCCUCAGCCUGGAAGACAUCAACAGCAUGUCCUAUGGUCUGAAGGUCGUGAAAGAGACGCUGAGAAUGUCAAAUGUCCUGCUGUGGUUUCCCAGGGUUGCUCUGAAUGACUGCACAGUCGAUGGCAAGUUUUUCCCGCUCGAUUACCGAAUUGAGAUCAAGAAAGGAUGGCAUGUAAACAUAGACGCGACAUGCAUUCAUUACGACCCAGUUUUGUACAAGGAUCCUCUGCAGUUCAACCCUUCCAGAUUUGAAGAAAUGCAGAAGUCAUACAGUUUCAUACCAUUCGGGUCAGGACCUCGAACAUGUUUGGGAAUGAACAUGGCCAAGGUGACACUCAUGGUGUUCCUCCAUCGCUUAGCCGGCGGGUACAAGUGGACCAUGGAUGAUUUGGAUCUCAGCCUGGAGAAGAAGUCCCAUAUUCCAAGACUCAGGAGCGGUUGUCCUAUAACCUUAAAGGCCCUUUGAAACCGCAAGAAAUGAAGCAUAAGCUAGACAUAUGUACAAACAACAAAGCAUCCAAAACAAUGUCAGUUACAAAACACCUGUGUUUUAUUGUGUGAUGUAAGUUC